AUGGCAUCACCUUCAGCGGUUGGCGCUGCGGCCGAUUCUUCGUCGUCCUCCUCGAGCUCUACCACUACCAUCAACUCGUCGACCACUUCCGGCACGUCGUCGCUAGAGCGCAGCAACAUGAUGCUUCCGUCGGGCUCGUCUUCCUACCUGAACAGCUACGACACGAUCUCCGACCAGCAGCAGCUGCAGUACAGCAAUUCGCUGCCGCACACGUGUCCCAGCAGUCCGCGGAACCGCUGUGCCAGCCCGAGCUGCAGCGAGCUGGAUCCGAUGCUUCAGAAGAGCAAAAACUAUCACCACAAAAGCUACAAACUGUUCAAAAAGCAUCAUCACCAGCAGCAGCACGUACAGAACCCGGUGUCACCGCAGGCGUCAUCCUUUAGCCAGUUUACGCCCACGUUCUGGAGCGCGCAGAGCAAUCGGAGCAGCGUCGUCAGCACCGGAACGCUGGCCUCCUCGAUCGGGUUUGGAAGUAACCACGGUGACGAGUACGGCAGCGCAUCGUCGUCCUACCCGAACUACGGCGGAACGAUCGGUGGUAGUGGCGGUAGCGGAGGAGUUGACGGAGGAGGAACAGGCGCAGGAACCAGCAGUAACAGUCCGUAUGCACAGCGACGGGGCGCGGCCGCAGCUGUCGUCGUCGACAAGCAGCGCUUCUCUAACGUGUACGAGUACAAGUUCAACAACUUCGAUCUCAAUUCGAUACACGAGGACGCCACCAACGAAACAUAA
Culex quinquefasciatus (southern house mosquito) is the source of this 732-nucleotide messenger RNA. RefSeq lists its product as uncharacterized. The record is from RefSeq and is a predicted model, not a curated record. The coding region runs from base 1 to 732 and encodes 243 amino acids. Lineage: Eukaryota; Metazoa; Arthropoda; Insecta; Diptera; Culicidae. The transcript has 2 exons.